UUUAUUUAUUCGCAGCAAUAUAAAUUAAAAUAAAUAAAUAAAUUAACAUUAUUAAAAUGAAAAUUACAAGCGUCAAUUCUAGCAGACGAACUUCGACCAUUACAAACGCCGCCGUCUUAGAAUGUGAAGUUUGCUACAGAAAUAGAGAUGGAUACGAACAAUGUAUACAUAAAUUUCUUCGAAUUUCUUAAUGAUUAUAAAACCAGUAAUAAAAGGAAACGUUUAAAAAUAAAUAAUACCAUUGUGUUGCUAGAAAAUGGAUAUCUGAAAGCAAGAAAGUCUAUAAAAACAUUAAUAAAUGCUAUUAAAGAGGAGCUCACCAGUGAAUUGGAUGUCGCUUAUCAAACAAAACUUCAAAUACUGCUUGAUUUCCAGAAAGAAGUCGAAGAAUACGUUUAUUCAAACUUGUUAAAUGUCUUCAAUGAUUUCCAUUGUUUGCGCGAUAUCGUCAGGAUUAUAGAGAAUAGUUCCAACAAAGUUUGCAUUCUACCUUAUAUUUCUCUGGAUUUUAUACCAGAAGAUAUUUCGAUAGCCAAAUCGGCAAUCGGUUAUUUUAAAACGUGUGCAGUUUUGCCAGAGGAACUGACUCUUACCUUAUUCGAAUUGGAUGAUAAGUAUUGGUUAGAAGUGAGAAGUAGCAAGCCUUGGCACUCUCUUUUAAUAUAUUCUCUAACUACUUUCGCAGAAAAUUUUGCAGGUAGAAAGUUUUAUGGGAAUGUCAUUGAUAAAAAGAAUGGUUUUUAUUCAAUUACUUUUCAAAACAAUUUCGGUAUUGAUUUUAAAGUCUCUGUUUUGUUGUGUGCUCGUCAUGUAAGAAACAGUCCAUUGACAAUAAAAAAUCCUCUGCUUAGAAGUCCCAAAUAUGGAUCUUACUGUUUAGAUACGUCAGCAUCUAAAACAGUCGAAAUGCCGAAUAAGAAUGAAACUAUUCCUAAGCUUUUUAUCCAAGGCGGCAUUUGUAGCUCAUUCUGCACAGAAAAUGACGAGAAGAAAAGCUUUAAAGUUACUGGAAUGGGACGCGGUCUCGUAGCAAAGGAAGAAGUUCCGAAAAAAUUUCUAGCUACCAGAGGAAAAGUCUAUUCUUCCGGAGAGUGCACUGGAAAGGUAAAGGUUUCUCUAACUGAGGGGUUGAACGUCGGUUCUGUUAUAAAUGGUAAAGAUUGGUUUUCACCCGUAGAAAGGAUAAACAGUAACAGUGAUAUAAAAGCAGAGGGAUUAAUAAACAUGCCUACUGCUAAUAAACUUUCACCAUUUGUUCAGAAUAAAAGUAAUGGAACUGAUGGGACUGACUGGUAUAAAAGUAAUGAAACUGAGAGAUCUGAAUGGGACAAAAGUACAAGUGCUAACAGAAAGGAUAAAUCGAAGAUCAGUACUACUGCAGAUAAUGUGUUCUGGUCUUCACAAACAGUUGAGAAUUUAGAUGGCUCGACGAGAGAUAAUAGCCCUUAUGCUCGUAAAAGCUUGAAUAAUACUGAUGAUGAUGAUGAUGAAGAGAAUUUUGCUGCAGUCACUGCCAAACUCACACAUGUGAUUUCUUCGCAAUGCGGAGUGGAUCUUAAAUAUCCUGUCGGCGUCGUCGUGAGUGAUAAUAAAGACAUAGUUAUAUGCGACACGGGAAAUCAUAGAGUUUGGAUCCUCGACGAAACUGGAAAGAGAAAGGCACUAUUUAAUACCACAGAUCAAGAUUUAAAUUACGCAAUUGAACUUUCAGGUAAGAGACUAUGCAGGCCUUCGGCAGCCGUUAUGCUUCAAAAUGGAAUUUUAGUUAUCAAAGAUGAUAAUUCGCUUCACUUUUACGAUUCUAAUGGGACAUUUAUCAAAAGUACUGGCAAUGAAAUAUUAAACAAGUCUUUCGGAUUGGUGCUGACGGAAAAUGAAAAGUUGGUGACUUUAAGCGAGAGUAGGUCGCCGAAGUUGUUUGUGUUUAACAAAGACGCUCAGCUGGAACAUAUUUGCCUUUAUCAGCCAAUAUUGGACAGGCCAGAAAAUUCGAAAUGUCGUUUCAUGGCCACCUACAAUAACGAGUUGGUCGUAUCCGAUUUAGGAUUAAGCAAGAUGUACAAGACUAAUUUAUUGGGUGAACAAAUCCAUGUUUUUGGCUCUUAUGGCAAAACUCCCGGAAAUUUCAAUGAACCGUCGGGAAUCACAUUAGAUUCCAGUGAUACUAUGCUGAUAGGAGAUAGCAAGAAUGAUAGAAUUCAGAUCUUCAGUUGGAACGGAGAAUAUUUGGGCAGAGUGCUGUUUUCGGAUCCCAUUCGUAGGCCUUCGGAUAUUACAUUAACUUUCGACGGUUACCUGUACGUUCUUAAUUACCUAGACCAUUUUCUAGGUAUUUAUAAAUUAGAGAAUGACAAAUAAUAUGACUCCAUACAACACAAUAGUUUAAGUUAUAUAAAGUUCAUUCUCUUCAUUAUUUAAUGUUUAAAUAAUAAAUAAUGUUUGUUUAAUGUAAAAUAUAUUUAUAUUGUUCCUAUUCCUGUUUGUAAGAAAAUGGAUAAUUUAAUUUAUGUAAAUAACAUAUAUUUUAUAAUAAUUAAAUUAUUGUCAACAUUGUGUUUGAAAAAUUUCAGUUUGUGUUUAUUGUAUUUGACGUUUUUGGCUGUUUUAAGUGUGUAAUUGGUGUAACAAAACUAAAAAAAAACAAAUUAAAUACUUCGAUGUAAAAUUUUAUCUAAAUAUA
Centruroides sculpturatus (bark scorpion) is the source of this 2680-nucleotide messenger RNA. RefSeq lists its product as uncharacterized. The coding region runs from base 148 to 2358 and encodes 736 amino acids. The record is from RefSeq and is a predicted model, not a curated record. Lineage: Eukaryota; Metazoa; Arthropoda; Arachnida; Scorpiones; Buthidae. The transcript is spliced from 7 exons. Gene Ontology annotation, molecular function: protein binding.